Salvelinus fontinalis (brook trout) is the source of this 652-nucleotide messenger RNA. RefSeq names its product apoptosis-associated speck-like protein containing a CARD. The coding region runs from base 216 to 515 and encodes 99 amino acids. Gene Ontology annotation, biological process: innate immune response; inflammatory response; regulation of apoptotic process. Lineage: Eukaryota; Metazoa; Chordata; Actinopteri; Salmoniformes; Salmonidae. The transcript has 3 exons. The record is from RefSeq and is a predicted model, not a curated record.
CGUGAGACGGUGCGAAGAUAUACGGUCUCUUGAAGAGAAGACAGUCAGUAGCCUAUUAGACAACAUAGAAUAGAAGACACGUAGCCUAAUCUCACAAAACCUGGUUUAAAUUACAGGUUGGCAUAAAAUAGGCCAAAAACCGUUGGUGAUAUAUUAAUCGGUGUCCUGGAACUGACCGAAUUCAAGAAAUAACUUGCGUAACAUCGGGUGCUGCAAUGUCCGGUGCACCUGGACCAAAGAACAUGAUCAAAGACAAACACUUUGUGGACCAUCACCGGACGGCCCUGAUCGACAGAGUGAGCCAGGUGGAACCCCUAUUGGAUAGACUCCUGGAUAAGGGAAUCAUUACCCAAAACUCCUACAGUGAAGUGAGGGCUAACAGAACCAACCAGAAAAGGAUGAGGGAGCUUUUCGAUGGCCCUCUGAAAGCAUGUGGGCCCAAAGGCAAAGAUAUAUUCUUAGAUAUCCUGAUGGAUUUGGAGCCAUUCCUGAUCAGUCACCUGAAGGGAGAAUAAUGAGGAUAUGAGCCAUUUUUUUAAGGCAUGCAACAAAAAUAUGAUGAUAAUAAUGCACUCUGUUUGACAGUGUAUUCUUAAAUUGGAAAAAAUGAAUUGUCUCCAAAGUUUGCAAUAAAUUAAACAUUUUAUAUUGA